Molecule: messenger RNA, 435 nt
Organism: Botrytis porri
Lineage: Eukaryota; Fungi; Ascomycota; Leotiomycetes; Helotiales; Sclerotiniaceae
Exons: 1
Coding region: 1-435 (144 amino acids)
Source: RefSeq, a predicted model, not a curated record
AUGGAUGAAACAGAUGCGACCAAGAGGGAGAAGCUCCUCGAGAGACAAGAUGAAUUAUGUAUCAUCUUAGAAAAGCUAAAGGAAAGAAUACGUAAUCAAAGUUCUAUCGAAACUUCGUACGACGAAAGCUUAAUUCAGCCUUCGGCAUCCAACAUCAGCAACAGAACACCACUCCCACCGGCGCCAAUCAAGUCUUCAACCUCCAAAGAAUACGGAGAAACACGACCACUACCAGUCUCAGUGCUUGCGGCGCGUUUUUCGAAAAACAGUCGGGUACACAAGGCUUUGCUCGCUCGCAAGAGAAGGCUUCAGCGCCAUGGGAUCACAAUAAGCGUACGUUUGGCGACUGCGACAGAGAAGUCAUUGAAAUACAGAUGUCGGAAGUUUAGCCCACUUCGAUGGUCGCAAGGUUACGCCGAGUCACAUGAACUUUGA